UGUAGUUGACGCGCAAAAAUAAUAUAUGUGCACAAAAAAUAGUUGUAAACAAAUAAUUGAUGAACAUUGACAUAAAAGUGGCGCAGCGUGACGAAAUAAGUGACGGCAGCUGAAAAGUGCAGCUGCAGUUGAGGAAUACAUUGUGGCAAACAGCACCAAGGAAACUCCAGCUGUUUAUUUAUAGGACCAAAACAGCAACAGCAACAACACGAGCAACUAUCAAACAAUCAACCCCUACUGCCUCCCUACUACCUACCACCUAUUACCACCCCUAACCAUCUGCAAUUGAGCAGUUAGUUGUGUGUGGGCGUGGGCGAAAAUUGACAACGGCAAGUGCAAGGAUACUCGACUCACAGUCGUAGUCACAGCCCCAUUCACAGACAAAGUCAGCAUGAGCCUACGGUGUAUAUUGUAUAGUGUCAUGUAACGUGACGUUGCCAUCUUCAUUGUGACAUUUACAUUUACAUGGCAUUUGCGUGUGUUAUGAAAUUAUUUUUAUUGACGGCUUUAUUAAACCACAAAUAACUUUAUUGUGAAAUUGAUUUAGAGCUUAUCACAAUCAGUAAAGAGCAUGGAGCCAAGCGUAACUGCGGUAAACGUGACAGCUGCUCCUGCAGCAGCGACGACAACAGCUACCACAACGGCACCUAAUGUCAAGCGCGGCACGCAGCAAGGACGCAAGAAGUCUGGACCCAAGUUUGAGCUCUCGGAGGCGCAAAAGUCGGACAUCAAGGAGGCAUUUGAUUUGUUUGACAACGAGUGCACCGGCUUUAUAGAGGUCAAGGAACUGAAGGUGGCCAUACGUGCGCUGGGCUUUGAGCCAAAAAAAGAGGAAAUCAAGCGUAUGAUAGCGGAAAUUGAUAAAGACGGCAGUGGACGCAUUGCUUUCAACGAUUUUCUACAUCUGAUGACAAUGAAAAUGGCCGAAAAGGACACCAAGGAGGAGAUACUGAAAGCGUUUCGGUUGUUCGACGACGACGAAACGGGCAAGAUCUCAUUUAAAAAUCUUAAGCGUGUAGCACGCGAACUUGGUGAAACGCUGACAGAUGAGGAGCUGCGUGAAAUGAUUGACGAGGCGGAUCUGGACAACGAUGGCGAGGUCAAUCAAGAGGAGUUUCUGCGCAUUAUGAAGAAGACCAGCCUGUACUAGUCAAAUUAAUUCGAAACCGCAUUCCACGCUUUAUGUUUAAGUUCAAGUGUUGUUCCUUUUAAUUUUAUAUACUUUAAGCGUAUUUAUUGCUAACUGUUGUGCGCAGCCCGCUGCUCCAUGGCAACUGCUUUACUGUGUACGGCUACCCACAUAAGGUCAAAGUGUGUUCACGUCCCAAUCUAUCUCUGAAUGUAUGUACAAACUAUGCAAAUGAUGCACCGCCUGUAUUUUUGCACAUUAUAUAACCUUGGCGAUGAAUAAAUCAUCCAAUUGAUUAACGUUGUACGCCACCCGC
Molecule: messenger RNA, 1445 nt
Organism: Drosophila busckii
Lineage: Eukaryota; Metazoa; Arthropoda; Insecta; Diptera; Drosophilidae
Product: caltractin
Exons: 1
Coding region: 572-1150 (192 amino acids)
Biological process (GO): centriole replication; mitotic cell cycle
Cellular component (GO): centriole; centrosome
Molecular function (GO): calcium ion binding
Source: RefSeq, a predicted model, not a curated record